GGUGGUAUGGCUCCACGAAUGGAAUGGGGGCCUCCAAGAAACUCCACUUCCUCAGUUCAGAAGUUUCACUCGGACCGUUGAGAUCGGGGACGGGUUUUCUGCGCGCGCGUGACUCUUUACGACGGGUUUUGGUCGCUCUCUGACUUUAGACCUGUUGUGGGUAUCGUUUUUCUUCGAGGGAGAGACUUCAACGAGCGAAGCGAAUAAGCGACGAACCUUUGAGGUUGAUUUAUUUUCGAUUGGAUCCAGAGGAGCCUAAGGUGUUGUGCAAUAAUUGUUUGGGGCAUUGUGCAAAGAGAUCUAUCCGGCGUGGUGGAAUUCGUUCAAAGCUGCUAUCAGCUGUUUUUAGAGCUGGACAGGAGGGUUCGUUGGGAUUUGUGGUGCUGUCUGAGUAGGAGGAAGUUUCAGAGUCGAAGGAAAACUUGUGGCAACUUUUGCAACCUAUAACUGCACUCUGCAUGUUUGUGAACGUGUCGUGCUGAUGUGACUUGGAUAUGACAGUGUCGUGAGCUUGGAGCCCAGAGUCGCUGAAAGAAGUAGGAAAAUUGAAAACUGGGCGAGCAGCACAGCACGGCGACUGCAUCACACAACGAAGGUGGUGAAAUUGAUAUUGUGCAAUUAAUUGGAGUGUGGUUGGCAAAAUCCGAUGGAAAAUGUGAAAAUUGCAGCCUAAUUGACGAGUGUUUUUUCUGAAUUACUGUUGUUGGGUUCGCAGUAAACCUAAGCCUUCAACUGAGAGGUAGAUGAUGCCAAAAUCGUGCUUUUAAUGACGUGUAAGCAAAGUGUUGAUUGCAUCAGAGGAAGCGCAAAUUAGUCAAAGUUAUUAUCGAGCAAGUGCACAAAACCAGAAGAAGCCAAACAUUGUAUGCAGACAGCGGCAACAGCAGCUGCAAGUUUCCUUUGACGUGUGGUGAAAAAAAGCGAAAAACAAACUCCAGCCAAGAUGGGGCACAAUGAAUGCAAAUCGGGUGCAUACAUAUUCAUACUGUUGCUGAAUGUUGGAUUACUGAUGCGGCAAUCGUCAGCGCAGCAAAACAACUACUACUUCGCCCAAUCGCAGGGCCGCUUCGUGCCAUCGUUCGACAGUCCCCGGAAUGGGUUUUUUCCCUCGUCGAUAAACCGGAAUCAACCGCCGGACUCGUACCAGGAGCAGACACUCUUCGUGGACAGUAGCAGUGCCAACAGCCGGCGCCUGGGAAGUCGCACCAGCCUCAGCCAGCAGCAGCAGCCCACACCCCAGGGCCUCGGUUCCGACGGAGAUGCGGUAACGCCGUCGUACUUCCAAUUCACCUACACGACACCAAGAAGUCAGGAUAUUUUCGAAAUAUCCCCCCGGCCGUUCUCGGUGACGCCUCAGCCCAACUCGGGCUUCCAGUACUCGCGUGGAUCGCUCAGAAACGACUAUUUUUCCAAUGGGUUAAGCUCGAACAGGAAUUUUGCCGCCGGUGCAUCUAGCAGUGGGACGAACAGUAUUGGGAGCAGUGCCAGCGGAAGUAGCAGUAGCAAUUUGGGGAGCAGUAGCAGUGCUGGAAUUAGCAGCAGCGGAAGCAGUUAUUCGUACCGGCAGUCGCAUCGGAAGAGUCCUUUCAGUAACAGUGCCAUCGGGACAAGUCUAACGAGUAAUGAACCGGUGUCAACCGAAGCGCCUCAGCGUCCAUUGGCAACGGAAACGGCAGGACGUGAUCGGCACCUAUCGUAUUCAAACCGAGCUCGUCCAUUCGGUGGCAAUUUGGAGGACUCGUUGCCAGCGACGCGCGGUUUCCUCGGAUCAACGGCGGCACAACAAAGGCAACAGCAGCAAAGCUCCUCUUCCUCCUCGUCAUCAUCGUCCUCGUCUUCGGUGCAAUCGGCGCGAAUUCCACCGUCGGCCGCGCGGAACGGUUUCAGAUCCAAAUCGGAAGACCUGGGUGGAAGCGGCAGCAGCACCAACAGCAACCGGUACCAACAGAACGAAACCAAAGAUAGCGGCACCAGCAGCAGCAGCACCGUCAGCAGCCGGUACACGAAGCCCACGUUGAAGCCGAGCCGAUUCCGAUCGACCACUACGAACGAUCCGGUCACCGCCAAAAGUACGACCGUCGAGAGCGUGGUGCUGAGGAAUCGUUUCGCUGGACGGACGCCUGCACCCAAUGCGCACCGGCCAGCAUUCGACUCAAAACGCGUCAUCGGUCUGAACACUGCAUCGGCUACCCGUGGUGGCCCCAUCGUGAACUCGGCUAAGCCAAAAAGCACCACCACCACUACGACAACUACGCCUAAAUCUUCCACCCAGUCGCGUUUCAUCCACCUUCCGGCUCGCCCGGUAAUUCCAUCGAUCAACAUCACCCACAAUGGAUCGGCCAAAUCGGCUGAGGUUAUCUACGAUUACGAGGAUUACGCCGAAGAUGACAAGGAUACGAACGAAUUUGUUGACGACCAGCAGGAAAUAAAGGACUUCAAACCCACUCAGGCUCAGAAGGGUAACCUGAGGAAAGGAAGUGAGGACACGGAUACGGUUGUGAGUAGUACGAGUAGCGCUCCAACGAGCACCACUGCUAAAGCAAACGAGAAUGAAGAUCGAGGUGGCAGUCUGAACAAUAUAAGCGAAAACGAGUACUAUGACGUGGUAAAGGAAAAUGACAGUCAAACCAGCAAUGCUGAACAGAUUGAAGACCAUACAGUGAUUCUGACCGAUAACUUCUUCCUGCCAAAUUCUGGGUCGGAGGAGCUGGAAGAUGGUGAAUAUGAGGAGGAAGAAGAGACUGAACUGCCCAAAAAGGAAGUUUCGUCAGUUGCUCCCGCACAACAAGAUAAGAAGGAAGUCGAUUCAGCAUACGACGAAGAGUACUUAUAUGAUGACGAUGAACCAGGUCUAACUACAACCUUGAAACCGGAAGUCAAGCCAGUUCCAUCGCCUGCAGCUCCUACGGAACCAGAACAGCAAGAAGAUGUCGAUACAUUGCUUUUCUCUGAGGAAGAUGCUAAGGAAGAGCUUUUACCCGCAACCGUAUCGCAAGAAGUCGAGGCAGAGACAACCCGUGUCAUUCCACUUGAAACUACUUCAACCACCACCACAACGUCUACCUCAACUACGGAGCCCACAAGUGCCGAACCCAGCACAACCACCGAGCGGACACUCAGCAGCUCAGUGGAAAACGAAACUUCCUCAAAUGUGACCACUGAAAGUUGGGUAGUAGUUGCUUCGGUCCAAACAAGCAGAAGUGUUUCCGGUGCUCGAUUCCUGCCGUUCCCUCAGGUCGAGCAGGACGAGAAAAAGCAGAGCUUAUCAGAGCUUGAUGCCAAGAACAGCAAUGAAAGUGAUGAUUUGGACAUAACGACCGUAAGUAGCCAAGAAGUGGAGAAAACGACCGUUGCUCCACAGGAAACGGUUAUUUCAGUUACGGACGACUCGGAAACUCCAACUACCGAGAAAACGCUGAACGUUCAGUCUACUGAAAGCAUCAUUGAUAAGUUGGAUCGAGUUCAAUCGGAGCUGUCGAGUGGGGUUUUGACUGGAAAGUUCCCCGUUUUGAAGGAAAUGGUUACUGAAGACUCGAAGGUGCCAAACUCAUCUCUACCACCGGUCAACAUUCGCAAGUUCCAAGCCAAUAACAGAGCUUCCACCACGAAGAAACCACGACCAACUCCUUCGCAAAAACCAACAACGGCCACCGAAAGCAUAAUCAAAAGCAUAAACUUCGAAACAAUCGCUGUAGAUGAUAUUUCAGCUCUGCUUCCACCGGAUUUCAAGCAAAAGAAUGCAUACAAACUUAAGAAGUUCGGUAGCAGUAGUACAACUCCUGAAUCUCUUGCAGCUGCUAAGGAAGUUCUGAACGAAGAGCCAUUGAAGCCAGAACUCGGAAAUCGAUUCCGUCCGGCGAACAUUAGUCGAUCCUACAAGAGUAACGUUCCAAUCCAGGAGCUAAGUUCCCUACUGCCAAAAGACUAUCGCUUGAAUCGAACUGAAGAGGAAGUCAAAACAACUAACAAUUUGAAGGAACUUAUCAGUAAAAUCAAGGUCAACGAUAAGCCCAACGGAACGUUGGACGUUCUGAAGAAGGUUCAAAAGGUUGAUGUCAGCUCAUUCUUGCCACCUGGUUACAAGCCCCCUGCAGAAACUGGCCCCACUACGAAAGCUCCAAAGCCAGCUAUUAUUGAAGAUGAUGUUAGUAAAUUGCUUCCUCCAGGAUAUAAGAGCUUCAAGACAACAAAGAAACCAACUACCACAGCAUCGUCCGUUAUUGAUGACGACAUUAGCAAGUUCCUGCCUCCUGGUUACAAACCACCCAAGGAGGAAUCCAAGAUAGUAUUUAACGAUGACAUCAGCAAGUUCCUUCCUCCUGGUUUCAAGGCCCCAGCACAAGAAACAUCAACAAAAGCUUCAGUCUCGUUCAACGAAGAUGUAAGCAAGUUCCUUCCACCGGGCUACAAACCUCCUGCUGACGAGAAGGUACCAGAACCAGAGGUCAUUGAUCCAACUAGCCUGUUGAACAAGAUUCAAUUCAAAGAUGUUUCAGCUUUGCUUCCUACUGGGUUCAAUGAAUCUAAACCACAACCAGCUCCUCCAGGUAGCACUGCUGGAAAUGCAGGAAGUAGCUACAAGGUAGUUUUCCCCAGUCGACCGGGCACUGCCAAGAAACCUGGUGUAGGUCGCAUCACUACCCCGAAACCAGCGCAUGCUGAAGGACCGGCCGCCCCCGAUAUAUUGAUCCGCAAGGGACCACCUACUCGCGCCACUACCGAAUUCACCGGAUGGCCAACUCCCUCAACGACCCCACUCUCGAUCGAAAAACUUCUAGAACAGCAGAAACAGCAAGAACUGCUUGAGAAGCUACUGGCUUCAUCUACGACGACGACAACAACUACCACGACCACCACAACUACGACCACAACUCCAAGGCCAACGGAACCAGGACUGUGUCAUUCGGAAUGUGAUCUGGCCGGUACAAUCCGCAUCGUCGACGGAGUCAAAUGGGUACCGGAGCUGCUCGAUCACAAUACGGCAGAAUGGAAACAGCUGGCGAAGGAUGUCGAGGCUCAACUGAACGAAGUAUACAGCAACGCGCAGAAUCUGAGCAAGUGGUACAAGAAGGUGCGCAUCGAUAGCUUCAGCAAGGGCAGCGUUCUGGUGGAUUACUUUGUCGAGCUGGCCGAUCUGACGGAGGACGUCAACACGCUGGAGAUCAAGCGGCUGUUCCAUGAGGCGUUGACGCCCGCUCCGCUACCGACAACCACUGUCGAGCCUAGCACGGAUCUGGACGAAGAAGACGAUGGAGAUUUGCAAGUGCAGAACAAACGGACCAAGGAGAAUCUACAAUCGGCGGUACCUCGUGUAAAGGAGGUCUUCCUGUUGGGCAGAUUCAAAGUCGAUCCGGUUUCGACUGAUUUCACCGUUAUCCCGAAACAGAUUCUUCCACCGGUUGAUCCCGAGGAGGAAGAUCUACUGUUACCUCAGUGGGCAAUAGCCGGUAUCGUCAUUGGGUUGGCUUCGCUUCUCUUCGUGAUACUUUUCGGCGUCACAGUGUUAAUAAACCGUCAAAAGGCAGCCAAGAAGAAGGCACCAACGCCACUGACUGCAGAUAUGUUGAACGAGCUGAACAAGAACCACAUGGGAGGAAUUGACAACUAUGGCUCGGAAGAUCUGUAUAAUCUUGACGACGCGUGGGACGACCAUGGGCACGAUGUGAAACCAAAGCGCUUCUCCAACUCCAUGCAUGGCAGCAGUGCUUCGAAUAUUUACGACAGUUGGCGCUCGCAACGUCAUCCGCCAAACGAUAGCUAUUACUACGACGACUACAACCUGAAGGGUUCACACUAUCCACCGGCCGGUCAUCAUCAUCAUCACCACCACCGGUUACAGGAUGCGGCCUUCAUGCUGCACGAGCCACCGCCACCAGUGAUGGCCAUGUAUCCGCCAUACCACCAUGCCCCGCCACCGCCAACCAGUCACUACAACACGAACUCGAGGCGGUAUUACCGAGAUUACGAUCCUAACUUCUAGGAUGCCACUCCAUCACCAACAUGUUUCCAGUCCUUCAUCCCAGUCAUCUACAUUAUCCCAUAAAAACUAGAGUCGUCGUCGUUUAGUUAUAAUCUUUUUUUUUGUUUUCCCUAAGAUCGAUUCAUACACCUGAAUCCAUAGCUGAGCUGUACCUCAGAUGCAAGUGCUAUGCUGUAGCCUCAUUCCAUUAUCCCUUGAUUCUUUUCUUUACUCAGAUUACUUGCUCGAAUAAGACCCUUAUAGUAUAGUAGGAUAUUUUCUAAUGUAAAUAAAUUAUUUAUUUU
Messenger RNA from Aedes aegypti (yellow fever mosquito), 6264 nucleotides. Its product is annotated as mucin-17. The transcript is spliced from 9 exons. The record is from RefSeq and is a predicted model, not a curated record. Lineage: Eukaryota; Metazoa; Arthropoda; Insecta; Diptera; Culicidae. Bases 944 to 5980 code for a protein of 1678 amino acids.